This is a messenger RNA of Populus trichocarpa (black cottonwood), 1704 nucleotides long. RefSeq names its product peroxidase 46. Lineage: Eukaryota; Viridiplantae; Streptophyta; Magnoliopsida; Malpighiales; Salicaceae. The record is from RefSeq and is a predicted model, not a curated record. Gene Ontology annotation, molecular function: heme binding; peroxidase activity. Bases 173 to 1177 code for a protein of 334 amino acids. Gene Ontology annotation, biological process: response to oxidative stress; hydrogen peroxide catabolic process. The transcript has 4 exons.
UAACAUCCCAUCUACCUCAUGACAGCACCCAAACAUGUAAAUGCAGCAUUUAAUGCAGAGGACUCGGUCCCUUUUCUCUCUUGAAAUGUAUCACAGUCAAGCAAGACACGAGCAACAGUGAUGAGUGAUGCUGUCUGCAAUUUGCCUAAAAGAACACUGAAAGAAAAUCCUCAUGGAGACAAACCCUGUACCUUUUUCUGCAAGACCUCAUUUGUGUAGUUUUCUGGUUCUUGGUCUCUUAUAUGCUGUUGUUGUUGCUUCCCCUGCUUCUGCUAGUCUCUUUUUCAACUUUUAUGGAGCUUCAUGCCCAACUGCUGAACUGAUUGUUUCAAACACAGUUAGAUCAGCUUCCUCUUCAGACCCUACCAUCCCAGGGAAGCUACUUCGUUUGGUUUUCCAUGACUGCUUUGUGGAGGGCUGCGAUGCAUCUGUGCUGCUGCAAGGAAAUGGGACGGAGCGAAGUGAUCCAGGGAACAGGUCUCUAGGAGGGUUUCAAGUUAUUGAUUCAGCUAAAAGAAUGCUUGAAAUCUUCUGUCCAGGAACUGUUUCUUGUGCUGAUGUUGUUGCUUUGGCUGCUAGAGAUGCUGUCGCAAUUACUGGUGGACCUCAGCUUCAGAUUCCAACUGGUAGGAGAGAUGGGAGGUUAUCGGCAGCCGCAAAUGUGAGACCUAAUAUUAUAGACACGACUUUUACAAUGAAUGAGAUGAUUAACAUCUUCACUGCUAAAGGAUUAUCUCUUGAAGACCUUGUUGUGCUUUCAGGAGCUCACACUAUAGGAUCAGCUCAUUGCAGCGCAUUCAGUGAUCGGUUCCAAGAGGACUCCAAGGGGAAGCUCACACUCAUCGACACAUCUCUAGACAGGAAUUAUGCAAAUGAACUAAUGCAAAGAUGUCCAGUGGAUGCAAGCGCUUCAAUAACAGUUGUUAAUGAUCCUGAAACAUCCUCAUCAUUUGACAAUCAAUACUACCGAAACCUAGUGGCCCACAAGGGCCUUUUCCAAUCAGAUUCAGUUCUUUUAGAUGACAAAAGAACAAGGAAUCUAGUACAGGAUUUUGCAAAUGAUCAAGAGAAGUUUUUCCAGAGUUGGAGCCAGUCAUUUUUGAAGCUAACAAGCAUUGGAGUAAAAACAGGUGAGGAAGGGGAAAUUCGCCAAUCUUGUUCAAUGACUAGUGGAUGAAGAACUUUGAAUGAGCUGGUUUUGUCGGCAAGCUCCAUGGUAGCCCUCUCAUUGUUAUGAGAACAGGAAAGAAAUCCAGAUUCUGCUCUCAAAACAAGAUAGUGCUUCCAAAUGUUAGCCAAAUAGAGGCAUCAAUGCACCUAUCAAACAACAAUGGCAUAUAACUACAACCCUUCUGCAUUUAUUCAUAAAUUUAGUCAUUUGGUUAGGAUAUGAGGUUGUUUGUGCACUCAUUUUUCAAUCUUUCUUCUUUAGUUUGAUAGGAGCUGUCAUGGCUGAUUUUAUGUGCAUGGAACUUCAUUUGUUUCUAUUUUCUUCGAAUAAUGUAUGAUGAGGUCAGGGUAUGGUAGGCAGAAAAUAACUCAGCUUCAUAGAAUCAGAUGUCCUUAGCUUUGCUAUGGUGGAAUUCGACGUAUCAAGGAUGGAUCAAAGUAUUCCCCUUUCCUUGUGUUUGUCAUGUGUGGCCCAAUGACUUGUGUAGAAAAUGGUUACUAUGCGGAUUAUUAGUUAAAUUAUUUUUAUUAAAA